Messenger RNA from Dicrocoelium dendriticum, 261 nucleotides. Lineage: Eukaryota; Metazoa; Platyhelminthes; Trematoda; Plagiorchiida; Dicrocoeliidae. The record is from the annotation of a GenBank genome assembly.
AUGUUUAUAUUGAUAAUCUUUUCCUUUUACUCACAUGCAUGGAGUGUUAUGUGUGUCACAAUCAGGAAGGUAACAGAGAUAAAUGCAUUCGCACGACAAUGCAAUGUCUUGAGGAUCAGCUCGCAUGUAUUACAAACAUUUCUUAUACAACCUCAACAUGAUUGUGUAGCACACCAAGAGAUAACCCUGGUUCUCUACAGAUACUUAACAAUCGAUUGCUACAGAAGCCAUACUCAUCAGCAUCUUCUAAGUAAAUGGUAA